Scaptodrosophila lebanonensis is the source of this 1287-nucleotide messenger RNA. RefSeq names its product homeobox protein H2.0 (gene H2.0). Gene Ontology annotation, molecular function: sequence-specific DNA binding; DNA-binding transcription factor activity, RNA polymerase II-specific. Gene Ontology annotation, biological process: regulation of DNA-templated transcription. The record is from RefSeq and is a predicted model, not a curated record. The transcript is spliced from 3 exons. The coding region runs from base 1 to 1287 and encodes 428 amino acids. Lineage: Eukaryota; Metazoa; Arthropoda; Insecta; Diptera; Drosophilidae.
AUGUUACUACAAAGUGUGGAAAGUGCCAAUAUGGAACAAAGUGUGCCCGAAAAUCUUAGCACGCAUGCGUUUGGCAAUUGUGAAAUGAAACUCGAACCUCGAGUCCCAGAACCGUCACCUAUUUGUACAGAUAGUGAAACCAAUGUAGGUGAUCCGCGAUCACCAAAAAGUGCCACCAAAUUGAAUAGCACAGCCGGCUAUGCCCCAUCGGCUGCUGCCGGAACUGCCGUCGCCACAUCCCCCGGCACAAAAAUGAAGCUAAGCUUCAGUGUGGAUCGCCUAUUGAGCGUGGAAAAGGACCAAGGGGAUCAAGCCCGACAAUGCUGUGACAAUAAUAUCUAUGCCUGCUGCUCAUUUCCCAAUUGUUUUGGGGGUAAAACGGAUGCGGAUACGCAACAUACACAAGGGCCAAUUCCAGUUUCGCCUCAGAGCUACGCAUACGGGGGAUUGGAUAAGAUGUAUCCCAACUUUUAUGCGGAUUAUAAGUCUGUGCUCAGACCAACGCCCAUACGCGCUUUGGGUCACUCCCAAGAUCACGUCCCACCAUUUCCCACAUUGGCAACAAACGCUUUAGUCCGCUUCCAUCAGCAACAUCAUCAGUUUCAACAGCAACAUCAUCAUCAGCAACAUAAGUCAGCCACACUGCUGCACAGCGCCUCAGCAACAUCGCUCUUGGCGCCACUAAAUAGCCUCAAAUCAUUGCAACUAUCACAACAGCAGCAUUUUCUGGCCAAGACCCAACAGCUACUGGACAUUCCAACCACAACUCAUGCAACGACAACAACGGGGGCACCAACAGGUGCGGCAGCCACUAACGCAGGCGCACAAAAUGGCGGACACAACAACAACAACAGCAGCCAUGGCAGCAAUAUGGGUGGACACGUUCACAACAAUGGGAAAAGAAAGCGCUCCUGGUCCCGAGCCGUCUUCACGAACCUGCAACGCAAAGGCCUCGAAAUCCAAUUCCAGCAACAGAAAUAUAUAACCAAGCCAGAUCGCCGUAAGCUCGCCGCACGCCUCAACCUAACAGAUGCCCAGGUCAAAGUUUGGUUUCAGAAUCGUCGCAUGAAAUGGCGACACACGCGUGAAAAUCUCAAAAGCGGCCAAGAGAAGCCGCCUUCAAUACCACCCCCCGGAACUGGCAACUGUCCCGUAUCUUCAAAAACUAUUGAAGGAACCUCUACGACGCGAGAGGUCCUGAGCUACAGUUCAGAUAGCUGUUCAAGUGUGGAGCUCAGCGAACAGGCGGAUGACGAUGAUAAUAUCGAAAUCGAUGUGGUUGAAUAG